Molecule: messenger RNA, 628 nt
Organism: Dothidotthia symphoricarpi CBS 119687
Lineage: Eukaryota; Fungi; Ascomycota; Dothideomycetes; Pleosporales; Dothidotthiaceae
Product: UPF0041-domain-containing protein
Exons: 3
Coding region: 32-454 (140 amino acids)
Biological process (GO): pyruvate import into mitochondria
Cellular component (GO): mitochondrial inner membrane
Source: RefSeq, a predicted model, not a curated record
CUACCCGCCUCUUCAGGCUAAUUCUGUCGCCAUGGCCGCCGCGAUCAAAGCUCUCAAUGCGAAGAUUCGCUCCAACAAGUACACAGAUUACUUCUGCUCGACCCAUUUCUGGGGCCCGGCGAGUAACUUUGGUAUCCCCAUUGCCGCGAUAGCAGACAUGAGCAAGGACCCUGAAAUUAUCUCCGGCCGCAUGACCGGCGCCCUCACCCUCUACUCCGCAACCUUCAUGCGCUACGCCAUGGCCGUCACGCCAGCCAACUACCUGCUCUUCGGAUGCCACGCCAUCAACUUCUCCAGCCAGCUCGUCCAGGGAUACAGGUAUCUGAACUACUGGAACUUUGGGGGUCGGGAUGCGGCGGAGGCGGCGAAGGCGCAGGCGCUCACGGCGGGGAACAAGGUCGCGGGCGUGGCGGAACAGGUCAAGGAUAAGGCCAAGGGCGUUGUGGGGAAGUAAGAAUUUGCGAGAAGGCAUUAUGGAAGGAAGAUAGAGGCGGUUGUUUGGGAUGUAUCUACCUUUUUUGCUGGGAGGUGUCCGAUGUACUCUGGGUUCUGGACGGGGCUUUGGAGAGUGGUCGCCUGGAUGUAGGAAGCUUGGUUGAUAUCACCGAAAAUGCCAUCGUCAAUAGCA